AUGGGCAGCACAGUGUCUGCACUUGUGUUCCAGCCGCCGCCUGCCACUUAUGGAUACACGCGCCGCUACUUCUUCAUUGUGACGGCCAUGCACAACCGGAUUCCAGCAUACUAUAUUCCAUGCGAUAAGGCUGAAUACACCGUUCUCUUCUCUCAUGGCAACGCAGAAGAUUUAGGGAUAAUUUACGAUUGGUUUUGUAUAGUAAGCAGGAGACUUCAGGCCAACGUAAUGUCGUACGACUACUCCGGUUAUGGCAUCAGCGAAGGUGAGCCUAGUGAGGAAGCUUGUGUGGCGGAUGCCGAAGCUGCGUUUGCUUACCUCGUCAAUGUGAAGAAAAUUCCACCUUGCAAAAUCAUCUUAUACGGACGGUCACUUGGUUCUGGACCAACAACACACCUUGCAGCUAAGCAAUCAAAUCUGGGACAGCCCGUAGCAGGCGUAAUCCUCCAGAGUCCUGUGCUCUCCAUGUUUCGUGUGGUCUUUAAUUUCCGCUAUACAUUUCCAGGUGAUUUAUUCUGCAAUAUCGACAUCAUCGAUCAAGUACAGUCGCCCGUGACGAUUAUUCACGGCACUCGAGACGAAGUCGUGCCCUUCUGGCACGGCGAAGGACUGUUCAAACUCUGCCACCAGGAAUGGAGGUGCAAACCGUUGUGGGUCGUCAAUGCAGGCCACAACAACAUUGAAGCCUAUCUUAGCACGUUGGGCGACGAUUUUUUUCAACAUCUGAUUGAGUUUGUCCAGGUGUGCCAUGCGACAGCCAUGAUUCGAGCUGCAGAGAUGAAGAAAUCGACGACUGGUAAAACGGUAUGA
Peronospora belbahrii is the source of this 810-nucleotide messenger RNA. The record is from the annotation of a GenBank genome assembly. NCBI's taxonomy places the organism in Eukaryota, Oomycota, Peronosporomycetes, Peronosporales, Peronosporaceae.